Molecule: messenger RNA, 1779 nt
Organism: Acaulospora colombiana
Lineage: Eukaryota; Fungi; Glomeromycota; Glomeromycetes; Diversisporales; Acaulosporaceae
Source: the annotation of a GenBank genome assembly
AUGUACACGGAUUUAGAGGAGAUCACACUACUUUCCAGACCUUCCCAACUGAUCUACACGGCUAUCUUCUCCCCUCCAUUCCUGGUUUGCAAACGUGGGUCUAUCCAACAUCUCAAGAAUACACUCGCUCACAUCUCCGGUAGGCUACAGUCCAUCCCAGAUGGACCCGUAAUCCUUGCGGGACACUCUAUGGGAGGUCUGCUUGUGGCCGAAGCAGCCACAGAUUCAAGGCCUGUCGCACGCCGCAUUAUCGGGCUUCUCGCAUUCGAUACACCCUAUCUCGGCAUGCACCCCCAUGUUGUGAUCAGUGGCAUCGCAUCUCUAUUCCAAAAGAAAGAGGAUGAAGAGAAAAAGGAAAUGCAGCAAAAGGGUCAAACGGACGCGCCUGGCACACAUCGUCCCCCCGCACCAUCGGCACAAGGUCUAGCAGCCGAGCAAGACAUCAAUGAUAACGAUGCUGUCAACUUUGUAAAACCACAAGAUGCCUUUGCAAGUGGCACAACGUCUCCCAAUCCCACCUCGGCCACCUCCGACAUAUCUCACGAACAACAAAUAUCCGCUCUUUUACCACCGUCUCGACCAAACAGUCCACCGCAAUCCCCGUCCCACUCCGCUUUGCUAUCGCCGAGCGACGCCGCCUCCUCCUCCCACAGCAAAACAUCCGCUACCUCCUGGCUCACAAGCGCGACAUCAUUUUUCAAAAAGCACGCCGACGACCCCUUUGUCCGCUUUUUGACUAAACACUCGGAUGCACCUGUAUCAGCCGUCUCGCGCUGGGUCGUCGAGCAUUUCGAAUUUGGGUUCGCCAUGUUUGAUUAUGCAGAGUUGAUUGACCGCUAUCAUAGGUUGGAGAAGUGGGAUGGUGAUUGGGUCAAUUAUUGGUCGGUCACCCCGGGUGAAGAUGCUGCCAAGAUGAAGCGGGAGACUAAUCCAAGUACGGUGUUUGAGAACGAAUUUCAGAUGGCGAUGAGAAAGGCAUCCCAGAAAGAGGCCAAGAGGAAAGAGAAGGAAACCGCCAAGGCCGCUGAACAGGAGCAGAAGCAGAGGAUAAAGAAAGAGCAAGAGGAUGAGAAACGAAGACGGAAAGAGGAGGAGGCACAGGAAAAGGAGAGGAAGAAGGCGGCUGAGGCAAUAGAGAAGGAAAAGAGAAAGAAAGAAGAGGUUGAACGUAAGGAAAAAGCAGCAGCAGAAAAGGAGAAGAGCAAGUUGAAAAAGCAAAAGAAGGAAGAAGAUGGAGAGCAAGCCGAAACGAGUCAAGCAAAGGAACCGAAUGCCCCAUCCGAGUAUCUAGCCCCACCACAAGUCGUCAUCGAAGAGAGCGACGACGAAGAUGAUGCAAGGUCUAUGAACUCGUACCGAACGGCUCAAGAAACGGUGCUCGUUGCUGAUAGCCGUACGGAAGAUGGAAGUAAAUCAUCUCCACACUCCCCUAUGCACUCGGCGCCAGCUUCUCCACCUCUUAGCAAAGCAUCCUCGCACUCGCUUGUGGCAUCUCCUGCUCUCAGUAAAUCAUCGUCUCAGUUGGCCCUUGCCUCUCCUGCCCUCAGUAAAACAUCGUCGCGCCCACCUACCCCUCCUAAUCCCAAUGCGGCAUACCAUUUCAUCACUCUGCCUGGCAAAUACCACGGUGGUAAUCGAAGACGCUGGCUCAAAGUACGGAUCGAAGGUGUGGAAGAUGAAGUUGCCGCUCAUUGUGGCUUGUUCAUCCGAAACCAAAACCUCCAAUAUGACGCGUUCGUUGCACGAGUCGGUGAACUCGUCAAGAGCUGGGUUCUCUGA